Molecule: messenger RNA, 1251 nt
Organism: Lycium barbarum (goji berry)
Lineage: Eukaryota; Viridiplantae; Streptophyta; Magnoliopsida; Solanales; Solanaceae
Exons: 13
Coding region: 1-1251 (416 amino acids)
Source: RefSeq, a predicted model, not a curated record
AUGUUAAUAUCAGAUUCAGAUUGUACUGAGUUUGAUAGAACGAAAUUCAGAAAGAGGCGUCCACAGAAUAUUGAGAAUAUUAGGCGUCCAAUUUCAAGAUCAAAAGGUCUUCUUAAUUAUUUAGAAGACCUAUACAAAAAGAAGGGAUCCGUAAGAGAAGAAGCACUAGCCAAAUUUAUAGAUGAAUUUAAGAAGAAAGUGCGAUAUGAAUUUGCUCAGAAUAUUUAUGUAACUUUAACACACCGAUGUGAAAAUUCGUUGAAGCGGGGUUCUGCUUUGGAGAUUGAUCUAGCUCUACAACUUCUAGGAUUGUUAGCAAUAACGGUUGGGGCUGGAGAUAAUGCACAUGAGAUAUAUGAAGAUGCACUAGGGUUUCUUCCUAAAGUCCUCAAAACCAAAUCAUCAAACUCCAUCAAGGUAUUAGAAUGUUUGGCUAUUGUCACCUCUGUUGGUGCCCAAAACAGUGAUGAAACAGAAAGAUCCAUGGAGAUUAUAUGGAAAUUCAUCCAUGAAGAGUCAGAAUCCAAAGUUAUACGAAAACAUCCACCAAAUGUUGUUGCUUCAGCAAUAUCAGCCUGGUCUCUCCUCCUAGCAAAUAUAAAUGGGUGGUUGAUCCCAUAUUUGCUGAAAAAAUUAGAGGAAGAUUAUGAUGAUAAUGUCAAUGCUGCUUGCAUAGAGGCACUUGGUCUAAUUUUUGAAAAUGGCAGCCUUGAGAAAUUUUCAGAUGAAGCAGAAAAUUAUGCAAAUUUAAAAGACUUGAAAGAAGACAUAGUGACAAGAGCAUCACGUGUCACAAAAGAAAAUGCUGAAAAACUUCUUGAGGAUGGUGAUAAGAAAAUUAUCCUCACAAUAUGUGAAACUAGAUUGACCUUAAGCACUUUUUCACUUGUGAAGCAGAUUAAUUACAUAAAAACAUGUCUAGGACACGGCUUUGUAGAGCACAUGAGGGAAAACGAGCACCUCCAUAAUAUUUUUCGUUUUGUGCCACAAACAAUUUCUAGUGUCGAUGAUGAAAAAGAUUUGUUUGAACCUGCAUCUGAAAAUGUGGUACUUCGUGUUUUUGCACCUGAAAUUAGAAGGAAAGCUUGCGAAAAGAGGAUUUCCAUGUCACCUAGUUCUUUCAUGAGCAAGGGAAGGACUCAAUUGAGGAACAAACAGAGGAUGCUUGCAGAGAUGACAAUUGAAUCCAAUUUUGACCAUCGUUCUUAUAUUCGUAAUACUGCAAAAAAGAAUUCUGAUCCAAUUAGUUAA